Messenger RNA from Paramormyrops kingsleyae, 2603 nucleotides. Lineage: Eukaryota; Metazoa; Chordata; Actinopteri; Osteoglossiformes; Mormyridae. The record is from RefSeq and is a predicted model, not a curated record.
CCUUACUCGACAAAGUAGCUCAACUCGUUUCAGAACAGCGACCAAUCGGUCAUUUAGAGACAGGCAUGCAUUCUACGGCAGGGAUGCCUUUUUCGGCAUAACACGUGUUACCUGCAUUUGAUUGUCUGUUCAUUUAUAUUUCAGCAGUUACUUUAUCUGGUAAAGAUCGACUGAGCCUUACAGUUAUAGUUCACAAAAUUACAUGGUGUCAGUUUUCAACGAUAGAAUAUGUGAAAUCGAAAUGAUAAUGCUUGAAAUGUGACGUGCUAACGUUAUAUGUUCCUGUCUGUCAGCGCGUUGUGAAUUAGACUGUACAAGUAGGUACCUCGGGUAAACAGUUCAGUCUGUUCACAACUAACGUUAUUCACCAAUUAACUUUGGUAUGCCUUUUAAAACGUAAAGAUUCAUCAUGCCAUUUACACGACCUGGAUUUGAUUUUCGAUUCAUUUUUUAUUUCAGAGUAAUCUGAUGAAGAUCGAUCGAGCGCCAAAGCAAAGCACAUUCUCCCAUCAUCUGUAAUUCAGUCAGUAAUUGAGGGGCUGCAGGACAUCCAUGAUAUUAGCCAGUCUCAUUUGCUACACAUGAAUAAUGUCUGGAUUGAAAGAAGCAUUGAAAGAUGCAGUACUGUCAGUGUUGCCAAGCCUGUCUCCAGAUGUUAUCAGUCAACUGGUUGAGAAGCUCACGAAUCAGGGAGUGGAGGGUUUAGAUGAUUUGAUUUAUGUGAAGGAAGAUGACAUUUUGGAGUUCAUCAGACCUAUCCAAUGCAGGAAACUUCUUAGUGCCUGGCAAAAUCAAGAAAAACAAAACCAAACUGUGGUUUUGCAACCAGUUGAUGUUCUCCCAUUGGUUCCCUGUGAAGCCAGCACUACUCCUGAUGUACGUCCAUCAUGCUCCUCAAGCACAUCAGCAAACAGUCCAGGAUCAACUGGUGUUUCACAUUCAUGGGCUGAAAAUUUCAAAGUUCCCUGGAACGUAAUGCCUGCAGGUAUACAGAGUGCUAUUGAGAAUGACCAGAGACCUUCCCCAGCUGACCGACGACAAAUGAUUAGGAUCCUUGCUGAUGAAAUGAAGAAACAUGAGGAAAACCCAACCAGAUCACAGUGUCUAACUGUUACUCAGCAAAUAGUCAGAAGGUAUCCAAAAGUGUUUGCUGACAUGGUAGGUGACAGGCAGAUUGUGGGUGGAUAUGCAUCUCUUCUGUCACAACUGAAAGUACGAAUAGAGCAUCUUAAUCGAAAAAGUACACUCAGUCAUCAUAUGACACAAAGGAAUGAAAUUGGAAAUACUAAAAAACGAAGUUCCACUGAUUCUUAUGGCUGUACAAGCUGGCAGCCUAUUCUUCCACCUGGUGAAAGUUACGAAAGUAUUGAAGUUAAGCGUCAAAGGAUGGAGGAGAUACAUCGUCAUGAGGGAAUCUCUGGAGCACAGAGAGGGGACAUUUGCAAACUCAUGGAAGAGACCUAUUGCCUCCAGCGUAAGAUGAUUAAUGAAAUCCCGUCCCAUACCAUUGCAGAUAUAAGAACCAAAUGGCCAUAUCUCUUUGCACAGAGACAUAUAUAUGGCCAUUUUGAGAUGCUUACAGACAAAAAAGUGCUCAGACUUUUGGAAUCGUCUAUUCAGGAGGGUGGACCAAAAAUUGUCCAGUUUUUCAAAGAAAAACCAACUAACGAGGAUGUUCGGAACACACUCUCCAGUGAUCAAAAUGAUGUUGCUGCUAUGGUCCUACAACUACUUCUCGCACACUUCAAAGAGAAAUUAGAUGGUCUUAUCCUUCUGACAGAUGAAUUUGCAACACCUUCGGAUGUCCAGCAAGCGUUACCUUUGCCAGAAAGUCCACGCCUUAUAAUUCUUGUUUCAAGAGCUGUCUUUUUUUUGUUGCUCUUUUGGAACUGCCACUUGGAGGAACAGAGGUACCUGCACUCUGUCCACCAUUGUCCUGCUACAUGCACAUCACACAUGAGCACGAUUGAUAACGUAUAAUACACAUGACGAAUCAUUGCCCUCGGUCCAAUGUUUUUUGAUCCUAUAUCUUUCACACACGAUAUAUAUAUUAUAAUAAUACCGAUGUUUCACUUUACUUAUUGAUUGCUAUCAGGAUGUUAAGAGACUUCAAACCAGCAUGACAAAAAUGUUUCUGGACAGGAUUGCCUACCUUGCCUUUAUCUUGCUUUAGCAUUACCUCCAUUUUAGCAAAGAAGCUGUUCCUUUAUAUGGUGAAAAGUUCACUGCUACAAAUGGAAAUAUACAUUAUGGUAUUUCUUUGUGAAAAAAUAACCUUAAGUGUUUGUCUGGUUAAAAGAAAAUUAAGUAAUGAAUGCUGCAGAAAGCUAUACUGUAGUUCUUUUAACAGUUAUGUUGAAUAAUUUAUAAACAUCUAAAUAACAUAACAGAAAAAGAAACAGUAGGUUUUUUUAGUUCACAUGUUUUAUUAAUCCUUUUUUCAUUUUCAGGUCAGUCUCUAAGCAACCAGCGGUGGAUGUUGAGCGUGGAAGGUCAGGUUGUGUGUGAAGGAGAGCAGCCCAACAUUGUCUCUGGUCUUGCAGCGCUGUUUGCCUCAUUUUACAAUUUUAACCUCCAGUAUCAGGAAGAGGCAGCAUGCACCC